Molecule: messenger RNA, 1725 nt
Organism: Penicillium macrosclerotiorum
Lineage: Eukaryota; Fungi; Ascomycota; Eurotiomycetes; Eurotiales; Aspergillaceae
Product: putative C6 transcription factor RosA-like
Exons: 4
Coding region: 1-1725 (574 amino acids)
Biological process (GO): regulation of transcription by RNA polymerase II
Molecular function (GO): DNA-binding transcription factor activity, RNA polymerase II-specific; zinc ion binding
Source: RefSeq, a predicted model, not a curated record
AUGGCCGGCCCCGGUGGUGGUCCCCCGCGCAAGAGCCAUACCAAGUCGAGGAAUGGGUGUAAGACCUGCAAGCGCAGACACAUCCGCUGUGAUGAGACAUUUCCACAAUGCCGCAAUUGCACUAAGCACAACUGCCGCUGUGACUACCAAGAUAUGGCCGCUCCGCAAGGUAGCCCGCCUGCCUCUCGGCGUGGCCCCGAUCUACUGAUGUCUCCGGACAUAGAGAUAGAGAUUGAGAAUUGGCAUCGAUCGGGCAUCACUCCAUAUCCGGAGCUAGUAGGGUGUCCUCCAACAAGCUGGUCAGGCUUGUCGCGUUCCGAUCUACGCCUCAUUCAUCACAUUGUCGGUCUCUCAAUUGACCUCCAUCGGCGUGGUCUGAGUAACUGCACAAUUUGGGCACAGAUGCUACCCAGUAGUUUUCUAGGCCUUGCUUUAUCAAAUGACUUUGUGAUGAGCGCAAUUCUUGCGCUCUCUGCCUUCCACCUGGCAUUCCUUACACGGGAUCAGGAAACUAAACAGCUGGCGCUACAUCACAAAGCCACUGCUUUCAAAGGCCUCCGGACCGCAUUAGGUUACGCAAUUGCAACGCCCUCUAAAAUUAACUCGGAAGCCAUCCUUGCAGCUUCGAUCUUACUCUCCUGGCAAGCAACCGAGUACCCAAGUUGGGUUUCGUUGCAACAAGGGAUUUCCACUGUUCUUGAGACCAUGUAUCCCAUUUGGAAGCAGGAGUCUGAGAUUGCCCAGUUUGUCGAAAACCAGCGCGCCCAGAGCGCAUCUGAUUAUUCGAUGUCGUUUGACGAGGAUCUCAGCCAGCUGGAUCAAACAAUGCAUGCACUUCAGGUGGCGCAAAAGCGCGUGUCACAUAACGGAGAGCACUUCCAGCGCCUGGGCGAGCUCAUUGAUUUUGUGCAACAAUUUCGAACAGACUUUCCUACCCUGACCUCAGAGCAGGCCUUUGAUCGCAUCCAGAUAUUGCGCCAAUGGCUUUUCUGGCUGCCACCAUCGCUUCUCCGUAACGGUGAACCCGAGUUGAACGCUCUCGCAGUUCUCGCACAGUUCUUUGCUGUCGGCAUGACCCUAGACCGCUUCUAUCCUGAUAUGGGCGGUGCCUACCUAGGCGCUUUAUCAAUUGGUCCUAUCGAGGAGAUGUACCGUAUCCUGGCCGCACAUAACGCCACGGAUCCUUUCAGUGCCGAGUUACGACUUGCUAUCAGUCUGAUGGAUUUACCACGCCAUGCUGUCUCGCAAUAUCGUAACCGUCUCGCAUGGUCGCCCAGGCCUUCAAUCGAACACUACUCGCCCGGUUCCGCCAGCCCCUACCACGCACUUCACGACUACUCUCUCCCCCCAUCCUCUUCGCCUGCCUCUGCCUCUCCCUCCUACGCCGCCUACACACCACCGCUCCAGUCACCACCAGCUGUGACAGUCGCCGGAUCACCCUUCACACUCACCGAUAGCUACGUCACGGCCGCGCCUUCUCAUACUCUCUACCCUCCAUCUCCACAACUACUCGACUCCCACGAAACACAAUUGGGCCUGUCUGAUCUCAACCAGGCUGGCUCUAUCCCUCAUACAUCUGCUUUCACACCUCCUUAUGGCAGCGAUGUCCUCUGUGCCGAUCUCCCACGUGCAGAUAGCGCACUUGGAUUGAAUAUGGAGGUAUAUCCGCCACCACAUACGUUUGAGCUGUCUGGCUUGGUCGUCCCCGAGACCUGCUGGACAUGA